CUUUCCUGCCCAGAUUGGCUUUGAACCGUGAUCCUCAGAUCUCAGCCUCCUGGUAGCUAAGAUGACAAGCGUCAUCCGCUGGCACCCGGCUCCUGGCUUACAUUUUCAAAAUCCAUACCUGUUGAUGUUCUUUUUAUCUUCUCUUAUAGAUUAACUUACCAUGGCUGAUCAGAGGCAACGCUCACUCUCUACCUCCGGGGAAUCACUAUACCAUGUUCUUGGGCUAGACAAGAAUGCAACCUCAGAUGACAUUAAAAAGUCCUAUAGGAAACUUGCCCUGAAAUAUCACCCUGACAAGAACCCUGAUAACCCUGAGGCUGCAGACAAGUUUAAGGAGAUCAACAAUGCCCACGCCAUCCUGACCGACGCCACAAAAAGGAACAUCUAUGACAAGUAUGGCUCGCUGGGGCUCUACGUGGCUGAGCAGUUCGGGGAGGAGAACGUCAACACCUACUUCGUGCUCUCCAGCUGGUGGGCCAAGGCCCUGUUUGUCUUCUGCGGUCUCCUCACCUGCUGCUACUGCUGCUGCUGCCUGUGCUGCUGCUUCAACUGCUGCUGUGGGCGGUGCAAGCCAAAGGCACCGGAGGGCGAGGAGACGGAGUUCUACGUGUCGCCCGAGGACCUGGAGGCGCAGCUGCAGUCUGACGAGAGGGAGGCCACAGACACACCAAUUGUCAUACAGCCAGCGUCCGCCACAGAGACCACCCAGCUCACAGCUGACUCCCACCCCAGCUACCACACCGACGGGUUCAACUAAGUUCAGGAGCAGCUGUGCUAGAGGAUGAAUCAGUACCGGCCACUGCAACCCAGAAUCAUGAACUGUAGUCACGAGAUGGGGGCGGUCACCGGCCGGCCUUGGCUGGGCCUGGCUCCUCCACCCUCUGCGCCCGCCCAUCCACCCGCCCUUGACACACGAAGUGCGUAGCAUGCAGUAUUUAAAGCGGUGUAGCUACGGUC
This is a messenger RNA of Dipodomys ordii (Ord's kangaroo rat), 957 nucleotides long. It is a transcript of the gene Dnajc5, whose product is annotated as DnaJ (Hsp40) homolog, subfamily C, member 5. The coding region runs from base 161 to 757 and encodes 198 amino acids. Gene Ontology annotation, biological process: regulation of synaptic vesicle cycle. Gene Ontology annotation, cellular component: membrane; presynapse; intracellular membrane-bounded organelle. Lineage: Eukaryota; Metazoa; Chordata; Mammalia; Rodentia; Heteromyidae. The record is from RefSeq and is a predicted model, not a curated record. The transcript has 4 exons.